Penicillium malachiteum is the source of this 1602-nucleotide messenger RNA. Its product is annotated as cytochrome P450. The transcript is spliced from 4 exons. NCBI's taxonomy places the organism in Eukaryota, Fungi, Ascomycota, Eurotiomycetes, Eurotiales, Aspergillaceae. Gene Ontology annotation, molecular function: iron ion binding; oxidoreductase activity, acting on paired donors, with incorporation or reduction of molecular oxygen; heme binding. The coding region runs from base 1 to 1602 and encodes 533 amino acids. The record is from RefSeq and is a predicted model, not a curated record.
AUGGCAACAAACACUACUGAGUCGUGGGCCCCUCCUCGUGGGUCAUAUUCUGAUAAUGAAUUGGCUUCAUGGUUUUUCACAGCCCCAGCUCUUCUUGUUGGAGCUUACUGCCUGUCUUUUGCCUGGUCCAGUAUCUUUGGGUACAAGUUUCCAGUCUUUGGUGUGAAGUCACUAUGGGAGCCAAUUGUGGUGUCCAACUUCAGGUUCUUUCGCAGUGCGGAAGAAGUUUUGCAAGAGGGUUAUCGCGCAUGUAAGGAUAAAGUCUUCCAAUUUCGCCGCGCUGACACGGAUAUGUUGGUUUUGCCUCCGAAAUAUGUCGAUGACAUUCGGAAACUGCCGAAUCAUGUUGCCAGCCCGACGGUAGCUCAUGUCCAUAAUUUGAUGGGCUCAUCAACCAAUAUGCAUAUUAUUUUGCGCAGCAACUUGCACUUCCGCACACUGCAGCUAAAGCUUACUCCCAACCUGAAUGCCUUGACACGUCCUAUGCAAGAUGAGGUUAACUAUGCCAUUGAGCAUGAACUCACAGACUCAGAAGACGAGUGGGUAACAAUCAAGCCGUACCACACAGUUCUAGACUUUGUUGCUCGUGUUAGUGCCAGAAUCUUUCUCGGAUUACCAAUCUGUCGUAACCCAGAGUGGCUAGAGGUCUCAACCCAGUUCACAGAAAAUGUAUUCAUCUCACUUGUCUUCCUCCGCCUAUUCCCGAUGUGGACACAUGGGAUUCUAAACUGGCUCAUGCCUUCCGCAUACAAGGGCUCCGCAUAUGUCAGGAAGGCAAAAAAGCUUCUCAUUCCAGAAAUUCUCCGCCGACGGGAAGACGAGAAACAAGCACAAGGAAAUGAGGAAGAGAAAGAUGAUAAACUUAACCUCCUGUCUUGGAUGAUGGAGAUUGCCACACCAGAGGAGAGUGAUCCUGCAUCUUUAGCGCAUCUUGAAGUUGUGAUGUCUCUUGCCUCGAUCCAUACCUCACAAAUGAACGCAGUCCACGUGCUGUACGAUCUUCUCGCACAUCCAGAAUACCUUGACCCUAUUCGUGAUGAGAUUCGCGCUGUGAUUAAUGAAGUUGGCCCUUGGAUGUCUUGGGAGAAACCUGCAUUUUCCAAGCUACGCAAGUUGGACUCAUUUAUGCGUGAAUCUCAGAGAUUCAAUCCUCCAACACUCCUAUCUAUGCACCGGGUGCUUCUUGAAGAGGCGGUCUUAUCGGAUGGUAUGGUUCUACCCAAGGGUGCCCACAUUAGCAUGGCAGUCAACUCUAUUCAAAAUGACCCUGAUGUGACCCCCGAACCAGAUGUUUUUGACGGUUUCCGGUAUUACAAACUCCGUCAGCGUGAAGGUGAAUCUCAUCUCCAUCAAUUCUCGACAACCCAGGAGCGGAUCCUAAAUUUUGGUCACGGUGCCAAUGCAUGCCCCGGUCGCUUCUUUGCCAGCCUUGAGAUUAAGGUCAUUCUCGUUAGACUACUGAUGGACUAUGAGUUUAAACUGAAGCCUGAGCAUGGGAACAAACGUCCUGAGAAUUUGCGUGCUCAUGAAUUCAUCUUCCCCAAUCCUGACGCAGAGAUUCUGAUGCGUCGGCGUCCUGUGUCGGAGCGUCUAGAGCUCUAG